Cyclopterus lumpus (lumpfish) is the source of this 1491-nucleotide messenger RNA. RefSeq names its product C-X-C chemokine receptor type 4-like. The record is from RefSeq and is a predicted model, not a curated record. Gene Ontology annotation, cellular component: membrane. Gene Ontology annotation, biological process: neurogenesis; brain development; G protein-coupled receptor signaling pathway. Gene Ontology annotation, molecular function: G protein-coupled receptor activity. Bases 170 to 1273 code for a protein of 367 amino acids. The transcript has 4 exons. Lineage: Eukaryota; Metazoa; Chordata; Actinopteri; Perciformes; Cyclopteridae.
AUCCUGUGAUAGAACCACUAUCAGCACCUGACACCUCGAAAACAGGAAAAAGGUUUCAGCAGGAACACAGAUGUGUUGCCGUGUUUAGAGGAGGAGCUUGAACCGGCUAUAAACCCCCCCGUAGACAGGAACUUCAGUCCAUUGAGAAAGGAGACGGGCUGCCUCCGUCAUGUCUUACUACGAGCAUAUCGUCUUUGACUACGACAUUAAUGACACAGGCUCAGGUUCUGGUUCCGGGGACCUGGCGGGGGAUCUGGAGGAGCCCUGUGACGUGGAGCACGUGAUGACCGCUAACCUUCAGAAGGUCUUCCUGCCGGUGGUCUACGCCCUCAUCUUCACCCUGGGCAUCACCGGAAACGGCUUGGUCGUCAUCGUGCUUGGCUGCCAACGCAGGUCAAAGUGCAGCCUCACGGACCGGUAUCGACUCCAUCUCUCGGCUGCUGAUCUCCUCUUUGUCCUGGCGCUGCCCUUCUGGGCCGUGGACUCGGCUCUGUCCGACUGGCGCUUCGGAGCGGCCGCCUGCGUCGGCGUGCACGUUAUCUACACGGUCAACUUGUACGGCAGCGUGCUCAUCCUGGCGUUCAUCAGCCUGGACCGCUACCUGGCAGUGGUCCGAGCCACGGACACCAACACCGGGGGCCUGAGGCAGCUGCUGGCACACAGACUGGUUUAUGUGGGCGCCUGGCUGCCUGCUGGCCUCCUGGCAGUGCCCGACUUGAUAUUUGCCCGGACUCAGGAAGGAGGCGACGGGGCCACUCUGUGCCAGCGAUUCUACCCAGAAUACAACGCUCCUCUCUGGGUCGCGGUCUUCAACUUCCAGCUGGUCCUGGUGGGUCUGGUGAUCCCGGGCCUGGUUCUCCUGGUGUGCUACUGCGUCAUUGUCACCAGGCUGACCCGAGGCCCGCUCGGUGGCCAGCGGCAGAAGCGGCGAGCGGUCAGGACUACCAUCGCGCUGGUUCUCUGCUUCUUCGUGUGCUGGCUUCCCUACGGAGUGGGCAUCUCUGUGGACACUCUGCUGCGCCUGGAGGUCCUGCCCCGCAGCUGCAGGCUGGAGGCCUUCCUCGGCGUGUGGCUGUCGGUGGCCGAGCCCAUGGCCUUUGCGCACUGCUGCCUGAACCCACUGCUGUACGCCUUCCUGGGGGCCGGGUUCAAGAAUUCGGCCCGCAGAGCGCUCACUCUGAGCCGAGCCUCCAGUUUGAAGAUUUUACCGCGAAGACGCCCGGGGGCCUCCACGACCACGGAGUCGGAGUCCUCCAGUUUACAUUCCAGCUAGUGUUUGCUUAUAUAUUGUACAUAUGUGUGUUCACUGUGUGUAUAUAUAGCCACGUGGUUAAAGGGACAAUUUUCAGAAAGCGUCUGAGAAAGGAAGGAGCAGUCUGCUGGCCCACGACGUGUCUUCUCCCUCACUGUGGGGGUUUCUCCUGUAAAUACUGUGUUCAGUGUUGUUGUGUACUGUUGAAGAUGUUUGUAAUAAACUAAGCAAAAUACCCA